AUGUGGGUCCUUGAGAAGAUCAGGGAGAGCAUGGAGAGCCUUCCUAAGGAGUUGAGUCGUUACAUUGGAAAGAAUGAGGAGGAUACACUUUUCCCUUCAAAGGCUAGCCUCUCAAGGAAUCUGCACAACAAUGUCCUAACCCCAGACAUGAUCCCAGAGUUCUGUCUGCCUCCACGGCUUCGCAGGCAAAGCCCACUGCUAGAAGCUGAGGAAAAGCCACUGUUUGUAUUCGGUCAGAACCAGAUUCCUAAGAGUAGGCAGAUUUCAGAUACGCAUGUAAAGACAAAGGAUGUGAAGACAAAAAAUGGUGACACAUCAAUGGCCUGGAAAGCUACAAAGAAGCCUUUGCCAUUCUCUGCAGAGAGCUACGGCCUGGGUGGAAUUUAUGAGAGCCCCAACACUCGGAGGAAAGAGUCUUUGUUCCACUCAAAACGCCCUGUUUAUCUGCUUGAUAGAAAUAUGCCUACUGCAGCACCAAGACUGGCAAAAGAGACUAAUCUUCCCAAGAAAACUUUAUCUGGAUUCCUUCCGGUGUUUUUAUGCAAGAGUAUGUCUGAGACAGAAAGCGAGACACCUUCUUCCAGUGACUCCUCUCCCCUCAGUUCACCUUAUUGUGUCAAAUCCUCCCUUUAUGUCUCAUCAAGCAGUGGCCGCCUUAAAGGUACAGUAUCUUGCCCUUCAUUAAUUGACAGUAAGACGGGCAGGAGGAAGUGGAAGAGAGGGGAUUUAACAGCCUCACUCAGCAGCCCAUCAAGCUUAGAGGAAAACUCAGCCAACCUAACUCCACCAGCCCUCCUCCCGAUGGAUGCUCUGCAGUGCCAGGAAAGACUUCAGCGGGAGCAUGUCCUCCCAUUGCAGGGCCAUGGCAGAGUGCGCCUUUCCGCUGAGCACACCAAAUUCUCCGACAGGUCGUCGUCAUCCUUAUCCACAGUCCGAGUAUGUGUGGUGUCUGUGGAAGGCCUGUGGAGUGAUACUGACCGACAGACACUGAACUGUGCAGUGAGUCUGUGUCUGACUCCCGGGAAGCUGCAACAGCAGGAGAGUGCCACCAUCAGGAACUGCCGGAGCCCAGUUUUCAAUGAAGAUUUCUACUUCACAGAGCUGAGUCAGAAAGAUCUAAUGGAAAUGCAGCUUAGGUUGAAAGUAGUGCAUAAAGCUGCAGCUGGAACUCUGAGAAGGGGGAAAGUGAUGGGAGUGAUCACCAAACCUCUGUCUCAGCUGCUUAUUUGA
Messenger RNA from Maylandia zebra (zebra mbuna), 1230 nucleotides. RefSeq names its product C2 calcium-dependent domain-containing protein 4C. The record is from RefSeq and is a predicted model, not a curated record. NCBI's taxonomy places the organism in Eukaryota, Metazoa, Chordata, Actinopteri, Cichliformes, Cichlidae.